UAUGGGGGGAACAAGAGAUAUCUCUCGGUAAUUUCCGUCGAAAUCGAUGCGUGAGUGAUUUUCCCGCUCGCUCUACGCCACUGGCGCCGGCGAUACCGUUUCCCGCGCAACCUCCCGAAAAACCCGGUCUACUGCGACGAAGUAAGCCGACGGCGAGAAGUCGAACGCGGCCGAACCGAGCCAGUCGCUUACAUGAUGUGGCAAAACGAUGCGCGUAUCGAGGCCCUCGUCUGACGACCAAAAAGACGGCAAAGGGCCCCCGCCGCGAAAAACGACGCCGAGCGUCCCCGAAUUAUGUAAUAACACGUUGCGACUUCAACGCAGACCCGGCGACUCGUAGUAGUGAACAGUACAAAGAAAACGUAAACAAAAUAUAAAACGCCGCGCUCGUAGUAGUAGGCUAAGAUCGACUUUCGUUUAAUCGUAGAAUCAACCCGACCAAAACCGAUGUUAUUUAAGUUAUCUGUGGAUCCCGAAUCGAUAUAAAACAAGGCUGUGCUGAAAACGUCGUUCACACGGAUUCAUCGUACACCGCAAAUUGAAAACGAAACGAUAAAUCGAAACAAAAAAUGGAAUCACCGGAAAUAGAGGAACUGACGUUGUGCGGCUACUGCAAGAAAAAGUUCAACGACACCGACCAAAGUCCCAAGCUCCUCUCGUGCAAGCACUACUUCUGCCUGCAGUGCAUGAGGACGAACCUCAGCAAAGGCACCGCCGAACUGUACUGCGUCUACUGCUGGAAGAAGACGGAACUGGGAGAGCUGGGGCCCGAGAGCCUGCCCACCCACAAUCCGGUCCUGUGCCUGACCAAAAACUUUUCGCAGCUCAAGCUGUUCUCGACCAACCCGACCAGCGGCGGAAGCAGCGAGAAGACCACGAAGGUUAUAUCGGAGAACUGUCAUACGCACGCCAUGCCGCUCGCUCUGUGGUGCACGACCUGCGGUUCGCCAGUUUGCAGAGCGUGCGCCACGACCAGCGACCAUGCCAACCACCAGAUCAAAUCUCAGAACGACGCCAAAGACCAGCUCAUAUCAGAGUUGCAGGUCGACCUGGCUUCGAUGACCAAAAUGCUCUCCGAAAUACAGAGGCUGGCUUCCCAGCAGCGCGAAUUCCUGCUGAAGGUGCUCGAGGCCUGCGUCACGCUCAAGACGCACGUCGAGGCCGAUCUCACCAACAACGUGGCCCAUUUCGAAGUUACCGAGACCAGGGAGAACCUGGCCAAGCUGAGACUGAACCUGUCGAUGGCCGAGACGCUGACCGACGUCCACAACCUCUGCGCCAACGUCAACAUGGAGAAGCAGAGGUUCCAGAUGCGCUACCAAGACAUGUACCUACAAUGCCAGCUCGACGACCUCAUACGAAACUCCACGGUAGUCCUGGAUUACCCGCUGCUCAAACAGGCGGUGGGCAACAUCCACAACGGCGAGGUGGCGCUGCCCGGCAACUCCAGGAUCCUAGCGCCACCCCAGCAGAAUCCCAUCCUCUUCCUGGCCAACUACUGCAUGUCCCAGCUGUACUCCAGGCACAUGCUGGCCAAGACGACGUCGAACAACGGCCUCGACUACCACAACCACAACUCGCUGCCGUCGGCGCCGGUGGUCAACUACGUCAACCAGAACCCCCUGCACCAGCACCUGGUGCUGCCGCCGCCCAACAAGAACGUCUACCAGCAGGACAACAGCAUCAUCAUACAGAACCUGGUGCACUCGCCGCAGAUGCGCAACCCCGUCAACAUGUGCCCGCUGUACUACUUCAACAUCGACGUGAACGGUCAGCCGUUGGGUAGGGUGGUGAUAGAGGUGCGCGCCGACGUUGCGCCCAAGAUGGCCAAGAACUUCGGCCUGCUGACCACCGGCGAGGCCGGUAUGGGCUACAAGGGCUGCCAGAUAUUCCAGUGCUGGGAGGGGGAGAGCGUCAUCACCGGCGACUUCGAGCUGAACAACGGACGCGGCGGUCGUUCGAUAUUCGAGGACUCCUAUUUCCUGCCGGACGACACGAAACUGCUGGCCGUCAGGGGUACGGUCGGCAUGCGCAGGACCCAGAAACGUCACGAUAACAUGGGCAUGGUGGGAUCGCAGUUUCGCAUAAUACUGCAGGAGAUGCGCGGCUUCACCGGCAUCUUCGGCCACGUGGUCGAAGGUCUGGAACUCGUCGAGAAGAUCAGUACGUACGGUGACACAACAGGUAAACCCACGAAGAACAUCCUCAUAGCUAAAUGCGGAAAGUUGUAAGCGCGUCGACUGGGGAGCUUCAUCGUUUCAAAUACGCGCCACUAAAAUCCAAACGCCCCAAGUAUAUCUAUGCUCCAAGUAAUAACCAUAACCUUGAUUCGUCUAUGGUGCGUGCUCAACGGAAAUCACAGAACAUGUCAGCCAUAGACGAACUUUCAUCGACAAUGUCAUUACGAAAUUUACAAACACACUUGGAUCAUUUGCUUACGAUGUUUCCAAUCGUCAGCGCUUCGAAAAAAAUAAAAACUAUGGGCCGAAAACGAUGAAGCUUCCCACCCCCUCCAAUAAACUCCAGUACUGACAUAUCGGAUAAUCGAAAAAUAUAUACAUAAAUAAAAAACGUAUUUAACGCUAUGGGAUCUCAGGUGUUAUGGCGAGCUUUUUGAACUAAAAAUAAAAAAAAUUAUAGCGGAUCUGCCAAACGUGAAACUUUCGUCGUUUUAAAAUUAAGCGUAUAGUAUCGAUGUUUUGAAACAGACCUUGUGCUUAAAAAUACAUUCUACGAGAGAAUUUCGAAAAAAACAAAAAAAAAAUGUACAAAAAUAUAUCGAUGUUCGUAUGAGGAUAAAUUUAAAUGUAGCUUAUGCAUAAAAGUAGUGAAAUAGUAUGGGGCGAGGUUGGAGAAUUUGACACGCAAACAAACAAAACAAAAAUUGUACAUUCAAAUUACCCGUCUUAGCAGUGAGAGAGAUCGUAUAUUCCGAGAGAACCUAUAUUUUCUUAAAACGCGUGCAAAAAAAAAUUCUAUCGAAGUUAGAUAAGCGAUUUAUCGGAACAGGUUUUAUCCACUUUAGUUCAAUAUAAUAAAUAUAUGUAGAUUGCUCUACCGCGUUGAUGUACAUUAAAAAUGAAGUUAUGUUUUUAGUUCUAGUACCGAAUUCUGGGAAUUGGGGUGGAUACGUUAAAGCUGAGAAUUAUAGAGAAUUUAUAUAGUCCCUAUUUUUUCAAAAAAAGAAAGAAACCCGAUACCUAUUUUUUGUAAGCACAUAUAUUUUGGGGUAGUAGAUGAGAAAAGUGUAAACUUGAAAUUUCACAAGGAGCUUCUUCGAUUUCUCCUAGAAAUUGGAAGGAAGCUCGCGUACAAAACCGUGAAAUAUCAAGUUACGACCUGUUAAUUAUAAUUUUACGAGGCCCGUUUGGAACGUUACAGUGAUCCAAAGUACAGUUAAGACUUUUUUUACGCUUUCAACCAUAAGCUUCGCGACUAUCAGUUUCUUAGACAUCCAUACCACGAUCAGGGCAUAUCGGCAUUUUACAGAAUCCCCCAGUGGACACAGACUGAACACUAAAAGAAUCCACAUAAACACCCGAAGAAAACCGAAUGAAACGAUAGUUAGCGAGGCCACACCGUAUUGUUUAUCACAAACAGAAAAUUAGAGCCAAAGCUUUUUGUACUACACUUUUUUAUACGACCUACGUCUUAGGAUGUUUAUAAUCUUUAUUUGUAACCUAUAUAUUUUUUUCUAAACUUUAGAAUUCGCAAAUCGAUCGAACAGAUACGUGUAAUUAGAUUUUUAGGAUGGUAAAUCGAUUAUUGAUUAGUUGAAUUUACGGUACAGCGAUAAUUUGUUAAACGUGUUUGAGAAUUUUAUUCAUGUUUAUCUUUUCAUUAUUAUCUCUAUUCUAUGAAAUAGUUUUAUAUUUUUAUCCGGGUAUAUGUCUUUAUUAUUCGUAGAGGAAUAUGUGAACGAAAUUCGUAGGGGAGAUGAGAACGUUUAGCGCUAUUCAAUGUUAUUUUCAAUAAAUAAAAAAUUUAUUUUAACGUUAA
This is a messenger RNA of Coccinella septempunctata (seven-spotted ladybird), 3999 nucleotides long. RefSeq lists its product as uncharacterized. The coding region runs from base 570 to 2231 and encodes 553 amino acids. Lineage: Eukaryota; Metazoa; Arthropoda; Insecta; Coleoptera; Coccinellidae. Gene Ontology annotation, biological process: protein peptidyl-prolyl isomerization. The record is from RefSeq and is a predicted model, not a curated record. The transcript has 5 exons. Gene Ontology annotation, molecular function: peptidyl-prolyl cis-trans isomerase activity; zinc ion binding.